GCUUCAAUCCAACGACAUAGCCUUCUGUUUCGUUCGGGUUCUCCGUCUCCUUAAGUGCACGCGAGCGCCCCCUAUCAUCUCCGAGCGCUCAUUGCACCGAUUCGUCCAAGACUCAAUGUUCUCAGCCCGGCCAGAGCCUGUUUGUUUCCCGGCUCCGUUUCCAUUGGAUUUUGCCGCCUCGAACCGUCUUAUAUUGAGACAGGAACACACCGAAGUUUAGUAAGAUGUCCAGUGACAGACAGAGGUCAGAUGAUGAAAGUCCUAGUACCAGCAGUGGGAGUUCAGAUGCAGAUCAGAGAGACCCUCCUGCUCCAGAACCUGAGGAACAAGAAGAAAGAAAGCCUUCAGCAACACAGCAGCAAAAGAAAAAUACCAAACUGUCCAGCAAAACAACUGCUAAGCUUUCCACAAGUGCUAAAAGAAUUCAGAAGGAGCUAGCUGAAAUAACCCUGGAUCCUCCUCCAAACUGCAGUGCCGGGCCAAAAGGAGAUAACAUUUAUGAAUGGAGAUCUACCAUACUUGGACCCCCUGGAUCUGUCUAUGAAGGUGGAGUUUUCUUCCUGGAUAUCACUUUUUCAUCUGACUAUCCCUUCAAACCACCAAAAGUCACUUUUCGUACAAGGAUUUAUCACUGCAAUAUCAACAGUCAGGGAGUCAUCUGUUUGGACAUUCUGAAAGAUAACUGGAGUCCUGCUUUGACUAUUUCAAAGGUGCUACUCUCUAUAUGUUCCCUUCUGACAGACUGCAACCCUGCUGAUCCCCUGGUUGGAAGCAUAGCCACUCAGUAUUUGACGAACAGAGCAGAACACGACAGGAUAGCCAGACAGUGGACCAAGAGAUAUGCCACAUAAACAACUAACUUUAAGCGGUGUGAAGGAGAAGGUGGCAACUUUGCAAUGUGCAACAAAUCUUUAUAGCCUUUACAACACGGACUUCUGUGUAUAUGUUAUAUUCUACUCUUUGCUUUUAUCCUAUGAAGACUGGGAUAACAACCCCAAAGGAAAAUGCUGUUGAGAGUAGAAUUUUUAGCUGUAGAUUAGAUAUGUUCAGAUGCCUACUUGCAAGUCUUGCUUCUUUGGGAUAUCAAAAUGUAUUUUGUGAUGUACUAAGGAUACUGUUUCUCCAGUCAACCAAAUAUUAUGGUGCAUUUUAUCCUAACCAUUUAUCUGUAUGAAGUUAUUAAAUAUAGUUGUAGAUUAUUAGGAAUUUUGUCAUUUGUAUUAAAACCCAAAUCCGUUUCCAGUUGCGUGGUAUAUGCUGUUGUGAAACCUGUUUUAUCUUUUGUCAGUUUGUAAUGAAAAUAUUUCAUUUGACCCUUUGUAGCUCAGAGAGCACCUGUUAUAUCAUCUCAAAUCACAAUAAACAUGUUCCCCAGGUUACUGUAUGAUAUUGUUCAUUAAAUUUCAAGCAUGGGUUGUUAUACAUAAAUGUAUAAAUUAUAGUGUAAAAUGUCAGAAAUAGUACUUUUGAAAAUUUAAGAUAUGGAAUAUGCCUUUUAUAGUAUGCAGACAGACAAAACUGCAGUAUUUUCUGAUAUGAUGAUUUCAGUUAAGCCUCUAGUUAUGCAGAUGCCCUAGAUAACCUGUCUUUGAAUCCUGAAAAGGAAUGUAAAACAGUAUUUUCUUUCACCUACAUACUCUUAGAGAAUCAGCCAGCUUUUUAUAUGACUUUUUUGUUUUACAGCACUGAUCAGCAUUAAUGUAAAGUAAAAUAGUGAAGAUACUACUGAAAUUUUUUGUCUGUGUGCUGUUAAUUUAGUUUUCUUAAAGGUCUGCCCACAUUUUCAGUCUCUUACUCAGACUGCAGAGUUAAAAACAUUAGAAGCAGCACUGUUCCCAUUGAUACGCAUGACUUGCCAUAUGAAGACUGUUUUAACAAAUGUUUUUGUUUCCAGUGUUCAGCUAAGUUAAACAUGUUCCUGGUUUCAUUUUGUCACUGUAAAUUGCUUUAUGGGUGUAACCAAUGUCACAGUGACAGUUGUAUAUCUUACAUUUGAAAUAUUUUUUCCAGAGUUUUAUCUUAAUGUAUCAUAAUUAAAUUCUGUUUUUAUGGAGAAUUUCUUUUCAGGAUAAAGAAUAAUGCAAAGGUUGGUUAUUAUUCAUGUUAUGUAUAGUUCAUUAUGCAUUAUUUGGCUUCCUGUACAGGGAUCACAUAAGCAGUAUCUAGUUUGUGAUUUCAAGACCUCUUUUGCAAGUAUAUGACAAUAAAAUGUGAAAGUUGUUUAAAAAGUGACUAUGUAGUAAACCAGCAUAACAAGCUGGAAAACAUGGGUUUAAGCCAUGUGCCUGGGAUUGUUGCUUAAAAUGAAAACGUUUUUUUUUAACUCUGGAGUGACACUGGGAAGUCAGCUGAUUCAGCCAAUAAAGAGUAUCCAAACAAUC
Messenger RNA from Protopterus annectens (West African lungfish), 2381 nucleotides. RefSeq names its product ubiquitin conjugating enzyme E2 E3 (gene UBE2E3). The coding region runs from base 225 to 851 and encodes 208 amino acids. Gene Ontology annotation, molecular function: ubiquitin conjugating enzyme activity. Gene Ontology annotation, biological process: protein polyubiquitination. The record is from RefSeq and is a predicted model, not a curated record. Lineage: Eukaryota; Metazoa; Chordata; Ceratodontiformes; Protopteridae. The transcript has 6 exons. Gene Ontology annotation, cellular component: nucleus.